This is a messenger RNA of Rhipicephalus microplus (southern cattle tick), 2806 nucleotides long. RefSeq lists its product as uncharacterized. Gene Ontology annotation, cellular component: nucleus. Gene Ontology annotation, molecular function: RNA polymerase II cis-regulatory region sequence-specific DNA binding; DNA-binding transcription factor activity, RNA polymerase II-specific. The record is from RefSeq and is a predicted model, not a curated record. Gene Ontology annotation, biological process: regulation of transcription by RNA polymerase II. Lineage: Eukaryota; Metazoa; Arthropoda; Arachnida; Ixodida; Ixodidae.
UCGUGACGCCAGUUUAAGAAGAGAGCGUGUGCUGUACACCGCGCCGGUAUCUCUCGUGCGGAUGGUCUGCUCCGCUGUGAACGUAUAACUCGUCUGCGGUCUGUUGUGGUUGUCUAUUGCGAAGAACACAAGCUGUAGGCUACAUAAGGCUACACAAUUUGUAAACCCUCUCCUCGUGGCAGCCUCUUCUAUUGAGCUGUUUUCUUUGGGUUACCACGAAGCCAGCUGGACUUCUACUGUCACCACUAACGAGAGCCACAAACACAGCCUCUCCGGGGCCCAAUCGGCGUGGCCCUGGCAUCGGCCGGCUCACUGCAGCAGUGCGGGCACUGCGCCGCCGUCUUCUACCGCCGCCAAAGGUCGCACAAUGUACGGUUCACGGCAGGAACCACUGCACCGGGACGCCAUGUUGGCGCUCGCACCGAACGGAGCACAAUGGCGACCCCAGGAGGAGGACGAGACGCACAGCCAGGCAGCCUGGGCGCCCUGCGACGCCUCUUGGGCGACGCCCCGGUACAUGGAGGACGAGACCUUGCUGUGCAUCCCGCGGGAGAGGUCGGUGCUCAUCAAGAACUGCCUCAAGCUCACCAUCAAGCAGAGGAGGGAGGCUCUAGGGCUCGGAGACAUAGAACCGGAGUACAAGGAGCCGGGGCCGGAUCACUUGACGAAGGAGGACGAAGAGAAGCGGAGGCGACGCCGGGAGAGGAACAAGAUCGCCGCCUCCAAGUGCCGGAACCGGAAGAAGGAGCGAACCGUGCGUCUGUGCGAGGAAUCGGAAGGCUUGCAGAGGGGCAACGCCGAACUGCGCAGGGAGCUGCAGAGGCUACGCCUCGAGGUUCAGCACCUGACGUCUCUCCUGCGACUGCACGUAUGCAUCGCCACACCGGCGGUGUCGGCAUCGACAGAGGCCUUUCUCGGAGGUGGGGCAAGCUGCCUCUGAUGUCACUGAAACGUCUCAGCGCGUUCGUCAGGGAUCGGCGCAGUGUGGACGACUCGAAGAGCCGUGGGACUUUCGCCUACACUGUACGAUCGUUGUAAACGGCGUCGUAUGUGGCUUGCGGAUAAGCUACUAUGCGGACUGACUCAAAAUGGACCAUACCAGAUCUCCUGCCAAGUUUCGGCAAGACUGUGCAUUAUUUUUGUUUUGCGUGCGUGGUAUGUUAGCGAAAGCCCAGGUAAUCGAAGUCAGACUUUCGCGGAAUCUAUUACAGGGAAAGGCCACCCCAACUUCAAUGCUAUAAAAAAGAAGCUGCCAUGAAGAACAAAAUUGUUCUCUGCGUUCAUUGUCAUGGUGAAAAUGGGGAAAUAUUGAUGUGUUGUGCUCCACUUUGACUCGUUAGGGUAUGAUACAUGCAGAGGAACUCUGGAAAGAUAAAAAUGGUGGACUAUCCUGCAUAAGUAGAGUUCCUAGUUGGUGACAAUUAGCGCUGACAUAUGAAAAGUGCUAGCAGUGCCACUUGUGUUUAUCAUGAACUUUCGUACUGUUCUAAUGGAAAUGUGUUUUGGUGUUGGAUGUGCCCCGACUGGCAAGCUUGAAGUUUGCCAAACUGAGUUUCCAUCCCUACAUUUCGAACAAAUGAUCUGAUACUUUUCUCUUCGCUUUUUUUCUUUUUCUUCAAUGAUUUUUGAACUAUGCCUAAGCGCUGCACUCAACUCUGUGAUGAAGGCUAACUCUUGAUCUUACAAGUGUUCUACGGCAAUUUGCGCAACGAGCCAAAUGAUUUAAAUGCGAGCUGGCAAUAUUCCUUUCCUCCGCUAUGACACAAUGUCGUCGCGGUCGUUGUGAGAUUGUUUUAGCGUUUCAUCGCUAUAAUGGUCAGUACACUGUCCCAGAUAUCCCAUCAUUUAAACUCGCUUUAACCGACUUUAGCGAGAAUGAAUGCUAUGGCACCCAAGAAAUCGGAAUGAAUCGAAGGCGUUUUUUACGAACAACCUCUUUAGAAAAUAAAAGCGGAAGGGCAUAAUUGGUAGUCUUCAACUUUAAGGCGGUAUUUGUGAUACCAAUUGAAUAAAAAUUAUUAUGGGCGGCAAAAUAAAUAGCCGCUGGUAGAAACCGAACCUGGAAUUUUGGACAACACUACCGAUGCUCUGCCAAAUGAGUUACGGCCACUGCAUCUCAACUCAAGGUGGCUAAGUAUGUGCUUUAGCAGUUUUUAUGUGGUCUGUUACUGUUAGCUUCAUAUUUUCAGCCUAUUUCAAUUUCGAUGUUUGAGACUGUAUCGAGCUUGUGAGCAGCAUUAUUGACAAAUUCGGCUCUGUCUUGAAGUGCCUUAUAAAUGUGCGAGUCACCGUUUGGUUUUGCACGCAUGCAUCAACCACCAACAUAAUGUAAAAAUACGAAAUUUUAUCUCUCGAUAUAAUCUCUGCCUAGGUUGUUGGCAAUACCUUUUCAACAAGAGCCGACCUUUGCUUUUUUGUAUUUCUUUACCAUAACAUGUCACUGUCUUAUCGUAUGAAUGGUUGUAAUCGUACUCUUUUCAAAUCAACUACAGUCAAUACUCGUUUAUUUAUGGCGAUGCACUCAUAUCCCUGCGUUGUGCUCACCCGGCCCCCCUGGUUCUGAUGUCAACACGAACAUACUCAAAUAUAUCAGCCCCAAUGUGCUCAAUAUACCCUUUCAACCGCAUUCUCACUAGUUGCCCUUACAGCUUGAAACGUUCCUCUAGUAGUGAGGAUGCCUCUGCGAGUUUUUAAGACGCUAAGAAACAAAUAUGAAGCGAUCGUCGUGUCUAUACUCUUCUCCUCGUUUCUUGUUUUUAAAGACGACAGUCUUUCUUCGCGACCUUCGAUGCAAACUUUUUGGUCU